Molecule: messenger RNA, 1333 nt
Organism: Schizosaccharomyces cryophilus OY26
Lineage: Eukaryota; Fungi; Ascomycota; Schizosaccharomycetes; Schizosaccharomycetales; Schizosaccharomycetaceae
Product: 3-ketoacyl-acyl carrier protein reductase
Exons: 1
Coding region: 99-893 (264 amino acids)
Molecular function (GO): oxidoreductase activity
Source: RefSeq, a predicted model, not a curated record
AAAAAAUUAUGAUGACUAAUACGAUGAUAUUACAAAUCUUUGUCUAUAUAAGACAGAAUGACAAGCCUUUCAGAGCUUAAACCACUUUCCCAUUUAAGAUGUCAGAAAAUAGCUUGCCCCUCCAAAACAAAGUAGCAAUCGUUACAGGAGCUUCACGAGGAAUUGGAGCAGCAAUAGCUGAAACUCUGGCACGCCGUGGUGCUAAAGUAGCCAUUACCUUCACAUCUGACAGCAGUAUUGAUGCGACUGAACAGUUGGUGAAAAAAAUAAAGGGUUUUGGCACCUCAGCGGAUGCGAUCAAAAUUCAGGCAGAUUUGCGUGAUGUUUCAAGUGCUAAACAUAUUGUUAAUGCCACAGUUCAAGCUUUUGGUCCUACCAUCCAUAUCCUUGUUAACAAUGCAGGGUACGCAGGUCCAUUAAAACCUAUAGGAACAAUAACUAUGGAAGAUUAUAACAGUAUGUUUGAUGUAAAUGUUCGUGGUGUCUUUUUUAUGACAGAAGCGAUAGUGCCACACCUUCCCAAAAAAGAAAAAGAAAAUGGAGGAAGGAUCAUAAAUUUUGGAAGUGUUGCUGGAAGGUUGGGAUUUCUUCAGCAGCCUGUUUAUUGUGCAAGCAAAGCAGCAAUCGAAGGUUUUACUAGAUGUUGGGCCGCCGAAUUAGGCCCUCGAGGGCAUACCGUUAAUCAAGUUAAUCCAGGAGCUGUUGAUACCGAUAUGUUAAAGGGGGUACUUUCGGAUGAAGUAAUUCAGUUUGCAAAGAAAACGACUCCAUUUGAAAAUCGCAUUGGAUUACCUUCUGACAUUGCUGAAAUCGUCGCUUUUCUUGCUGAAGAUAGAAGUCGAUGGAUCACUGGGCAGGUAAUCUCAGCUUCUGGUGGAUGGGCCAUGUAUUAGAUGGUUUAGAGGAAAUUAAGUAGACCAUCACAUAAGCAGUAUUCAAUCUUUUGAACUAAUUGCCGUUCUUUCACGUGUUGGAAUCUUUUGAAAGAGUUUUUAAUAACGAUCGAUUCAAGCCCUUACUUUAGUAAAGGAUGUCGUAAAUGAAUAUAUUUUUGGACAUGGAGAGAUAUUCAUUUGCGAUUCUGACGUUGUCGUUGCAGACGUUUCAUACUUAUACUCAACUGGAUUAUCUAAUAUUCAUUAUAAAGAAGGAAUCAACUACACGAUAGAUCUUGUCAAGUGUAUAUAUUUUUCACUAUUCUCUUCGUACUUAAUUUAGUGCAAUGUUUAAGCUCUUUUCUGAAGUAAUCCUCUAAUCAAUUUAAUAGCUAAAAUAUUUUAAAAGUAGUUACUAAAUUCUGUUUCACAUUAAUAGAAAGUUCCGUUAUCGUUCC